AUGUCUCAAUUAAAGUUGCUACAGUCCGCGAAUCCUAUUUUAUUUUCGGCUGAACAGUAUGAUAGAUAUCCCACAACUCAUGUCGAAUUAAAACAAUACUUAGAGGCACCUCACGCGCCGGAGAGACCUGCGACAAUUAUAGAUUACUUGGAUUCAAUCCUUUUCUGCGAAGAAGAUAGUGAGAUAGACUUGAAAAAGAAGCUAAGCGUAGAGUAUGCUCUUUAUAAGGCCAGCGGUCUUGCGUCUUCUGUUGCUUCCCUUGAAGAAUUGCAGAACUGGUGUACACAAAUAAGCAAUGGUGAUGGCCGCAAUGUAGACCAGGAAACGAAGGAAAAACUAUACAGCAGUCUCCUUGCUGGGCUGCAGUCGGUGAGUAUUGAAAAUGUGAGCGCCCUCGCGUUGAUGUCAGCCAACUUGGGAAGGAAUGGCGAUGACUACGAUCGAAGCUUAUCAUCAAGUAGACAUCUUCAGCAGUCCCAAAUGGAGGAGCUAACUUCCUAUCUUAUCUCUAGUUCUCUUCAAAAAGGCAUUGAUCUCAAACCCAUAGAGAAGCAACAGCCGCUACCUGAUGACAUGAAUUUUUUGAAACAAUGUAUUGAUGACCUAAUAUCAAAAUGUGAAGCAAAAGAGCAAGUAGUUAGGGUUCAAAGCCCAGUUAAAUCCUCGAGCGAACUCGAAUUGGCAUUAAAAGAUUUACAAUUAGCACACAGCUUUUUGACUAAAAAAUUCGAAGGGGACAGAAAUGAAUAUAUUCACAAUAUUGAAAGACUUUCGAAGACCAAUAAAGAACUCUCGAAUGAAUUACAAAGCUUUCAAUCUCAAAUCAGUGACCUGAAAGAGAACUGCAAAAAUUUAGAGGAUCAACGGAAAAAGCUGAAAGAUGAGCUGUCUCAAAGUUCUUUCGUCACCCCACGCGCUCAGUCUUCCGCAGAUGUAUCUUUUCCCAUGUCUCCAACUUCUGACAUGAGUUCGCCCUCAGGGAGUGGUAGACCAUACUCCUUAGCAAUCAUGAGAGCCGAAUUCAGGAAGAUUUUGAGUGAAACUCAGAAGAAAUAUGAGCGAGAACUACAAGAAGAACGACAAACAAGAAAACAGCUUGAAAAAGAGCUGGCUUCAAGGCAAUACUAG
Molecule: messenger RNA, 1128 nt
Organism: Lachancea fermentati
Lineage: Eukaryota; Fungi; Ascomycota; Saccharomycetes; Saccharomycetales; Saccharomycetaceae
Source: the annotation of a GenBank genome assembly